Messenger RNA from Linum trigynum, 6277 nucleotides. Lineage: Eukaryota; Viridiplantae; Streptophyta; Magnoliopsida; Malpighiales; Linaceae. The record is from the annotation of a GenBank genome assembly.
AAAAUUUUCAUAAAUAAAAUACUGAAAACACACUUGAAGUUCAAGCAAAGCCCUAACACGUGGGCAAAUUAAACUCAAACUUGAAAGUCUCAAUCUAAUCUCAAAAAUAAUCUCCAGUCUAUACUCACAAUCAUAUAUGUAAAUAACUAAUAAUCUCUGAAGUUGUCGCUACUGAAAACCUUGACUAAGCAUCCUCCGUGACGCUUAUACUGCUCUCCUCUAGCUGGCUGCCCUCGAACUCGUUGCUCACUAACUGCUCCUCUAGCUCCUCAAACUAGUGAGUGAGAUGGGGUUAAUCUACGCCCUUACAUUUUAAUACUUCUAAUACUUGAGUACUCUACUUAAACACUUAACUUUGACUAGUGGAAGUUGUUUGUACUUCCAAUCUUAAAAUCUUAACUCUUAACCUUUGAGGGAGUUGAAGUUGCUCUCCUCUCUUGACUUAAAAACUUGACUGACACGGGGAUCCCUCACUAGCUAGUCCGCUUGCCAACUCAUACGUAUGAGAAACCAUCCAGGCUUUCCUUAAACUUAAACUUAGUUAGGGAAGUCGUAACGAUUCAUCCCCCUAACAUCUUAAACUUAUCGUGGUGGCUCUUCACCACGAUUCUCAAGAGCAUAACUGCUGCUCUAUCUCAAAAUGUCUCAAAAGGCAACGGACUGGCGCUAGUGACUAAAAACACUUAAAACGACGUCACCUUCAUGAAGGUGAGUUACUUCUUAAAAAAAACUUGUUUGUUAAACUUUAACAAUAACUUAUACUCAGGAAAAUUUCAAAGUAAAUAAUAACCAUUCACUUCAAGUCAUAAAUCAAACAAGGCACAUAUCACCAACCAUAAUCAUGCAAUCUCAAACAUGAAUCAAAUACUGCACAUAUAUCACGUAAGGCAAUACUCGAAAAAUACUCAAGGCAAUUACUUGAAAAUCGUAAGGCGUAGAAUUUACCCCCUUUACACUCACCUUAUUAUCAAGUCGAUUUACUUGAACUAGUCAUCAUCCAACGGUUGGUCGCCUUGAGCCCUCGUUUACUUUGAGUGCGCAAGCAAGAUCCAUCCUGGGUGCUUCCAAAAUUCUCUUUACCCGAUCAUCCACCUCAAGCUUGAAUUCCCCAUGAAUAAUUGAUCCAUCCAUCCAUCUCUAUAAUUGUUGACAACCCAUUUGUCUGUUUAUCUGAAGUGUAAGCUCUCCCAUUGGAAUGCAGAGUUUCUACAUGAGAAGCAGCAAGAACUCUACCUUUUCUCAGCUUUACAGUCCCCACAGAACCCUGGACCUUGAUCUAGUUCUAGUAUAUGCCUUACCUCCAAAAGACCCGCCAUGCCUAGUGGCGGUGUCAAAGUGUUGAAGUGAGUAAAACCCUUCAUGGGUAUGGUUAGUAUGGACCACGAAAUCCAUCUUCGAGACCAAUUUAAGGAGCCAAGCUGCCGUCAUCGGGGUCGAGGUGUAGACAAUCCCAACGAACCGCGGAAUAAAGGAUGGGGUAGAAGAUUGAUUUCUUGUUCACAGAGGUGUGAAGGAAAAAAGAAGAAACUGGGUGUCGUGGCAGCGUGAAGAGGUUGUUGCUUAUCCGGUCGAGCGUCAUCUUCCUCGGUUCAAUUUUGCAGGGUGCGGGGCUGCGGGCGACCCGCGGAAAGGCGAGAGGUGGACAACUGCUCCGGCAGUGGUGAUUUAGUGGUUUAAAAAAAAGAACACAAGGGUUUUUGGUAGGGGUUGGGGACGUUUAGGGUUUUAUUUUAAUUAAAUAAUUAUUAAUAAUAAUACAAUUAUUAUUAUUAUUAUUAUUAUUAUUAUUAUCCCUAAUCUGCGGUUGUAACUCUUUGUACGUAACCGUCGAUCCAAACGUUCGGUCGAACCUUAAUCGCACCCUAACCUGAAAAUGGGGUGUUACACAUCAUCAAUGAUAAAAUCAAACUUUUCAACACAUAAGUUAUAAAACAUUUCAAAUAUUUAAGUCUAAAAACAACUACAAACAUAAAAGAGAAAUUUUACAAUGCUAUAUAGUAUUGGUACAUAAAAAUCCACCAUUUGGAGCUUGCAAUUAUAGUUUUUCGGUCGAAAAUUUGGUUUGGUUGAAAAAAUCUUAUCUUCCGAACUAUCCAUAUUUUCCUUCCGAAUUUCGAACUCAAUAACAUUAAUUCGGUUUCGAUUCGGUUAAGAUUUACCAAACCGGUUGCCCACCCUAAUCACUUGACUUGAUUCAAUCAAAUUCGGAUUCAACAAGAUCACAAGUUUGUAGACUAACGAAGUCUCAAAUUAACUAAGGGGUCGUUUGGAGAAUAUGAGUUUAAAUCUACAGAUUGUCAACAAUCUAAAGUAUCUAACUCUUCGGAUUGUUGAAAACAAAUUUUAAAAUGUUUAUUGUUUGGUAACUGUGAUCGUUAACAUUCAAGUAAAAUAAAAAAUUUAAUUUUAUAUUAAAUAACAUGUUUAUCCUUAAUAAAAAAUUAGAGUGGUUCGAGAAAUAUUAAAAACUUUGUUGAUAAAUAUAUUUCAUGUGAUAAAUAAAUAAAAGCAAGAGAAAAAUUAGGAGAGAAAAAAUCUCACGAAUCAAGAUAUAAAAUCUCUCUGAUUAUGAGAGAUUUGAUAUCCACAGAUUUUAGAGAUUUGAAAUCUCUAAAGCUAGAAUCCACAAUAAAAAAGCAACAAAAAAACAUAACUUUCUACAAAAUCUACGGAUUCAGUGAAUCCAUGUCCUUAAUCCUGUUCUCCAAAUUCAAACGAACCCUAAACUGGGUUGGAGACUUAUGGUUUAACGGCAGAAAGCCGGAUAAACAAAGCCCAGGCGGCCAGGCCUAAGAGAGAAAAAUGCCUUCGACGGACGAGCUUGGGUUAGCUCUCUUCUUUUUGCCUAUCUUCAAAAAUGAAUUGGGCCCAUCACAUGUUUUUUCUGGUUGAAUAUUGGGCCCAUCACAUUGCGGUGGAGAUAUAGCAAUUUUGUAAUCUGGCUUCUACUUAACCAGUACUAUCUGUUCCUUCUUUUGGAAUUUGGAUAGGGUCUUCUGCCCUCUCUGUGCUCAGAAGCUCCUGGUCAUGGCGUCCUCCUCAAUCACUUCGAAUUUUCGUACCAGGUUCGAGAACCCUUUACCAUAAAGCUUCGAAUUCCUUUACCCGUGGUAGUAAUUUUGUGAAAAGAUUCUUGCUUGAAGCUCUAUUGGCUUCACUUUCAGUCUCUGUUAAACGUUUCUGGGUAUCUAAAUUACUUGAAAAUUGCUUGAGAUUCUCAGGUGAAAGGAUAUCAUUGAUUAGAGCCUUAUUGAGCUAGAGGUUUUAUUGUGGUUCUACGAGAGCCCUCCUUCUCCCAUUCUCAUUUAGAGUGAUAUAACUUCCAGUGGAGCUUUCUUCGCUGAAAAUGUUGAGUAAACAUUGAAAAGCAGUCUCUUUCACAAUGCUAGUGAAGUCAAGUUACUUGCGAAAUAGUUCAAGCGAGAGGAGUUAAUCUCCGUAUGAUGGUUUUUUAUACUGAAUUUAGCAGAAUGUUUUGAAUUAGCCUUCAAGGCUGAGGAUUUCUAAAGUGUGUUAGACUAUGUUUGUGUUCCUUCUUUGGUCUAUUUGGUAUGCAACUAAAUGUAGUCAUAUAGAGCACGAGUUGAGGUAUCUGAAAUCUCAGAUGUGCCUUGCCUUCUUCUGAUGUUUUCAGCAAUAUGAGAUCUGUGUUUUGGGGCGAGAGUAGCAGAAUCUGUGUAUCUCUCACUCCAGUUCCUCGUGUAAAUUUCCCGAGGUGGAGUAUCGAAUGUAAGGAGUCAAGAAUCGGUAAGCUGCCGAUUCAAGUUCCAGUGAAUGUGACCAUCACAUUGGAAUCCCAGGAACUGAAGGUCAAGGGACCUUUGGGUGAACUCUCUAGGGUUUACCCCUCUGAAGUCAAGCUUGAGAGGCAAGAGGAUGGAACCAUUCGUGUUAAGAAGGCGACGGAGACCAGAAGGGCCAACCAAAUGCAUGGGCUUUAUAGGUUAUCUCUCAACUCUAUUGAUUACAUGACUUUGCUUCCAUAGUGAUUCUGUGUAUGAUAGCAGAAUGUGUGUGAUAGAAAAGUAGCUUCAUUUUCAGAAACUGAUUGGUUGGGUACUUUGAGGGCUUCUAUGAGUUCUGUAGUCUGUUCUAAGUCAUGAAGUAUUUUGCGUGGGAAUUCACCUACUGAUAUAUUAAUGACUUGGAGUUUUAGUUGAUUACUGAACUACAUGGCUAGAAGUGUGAAAUGAGCUAUCAUGUAUUGAUGGAAGCUUCUUGUUGUCAUCUAAGAAAUUAUAGUGCUCUUGGCUAUUAUAGCAGGAACAAACUGAGAACAGAAACUCGAGGCCAUGUUCUUGUCACUAGUACCUUGUCAAAUUUACGUACUACCUAUAAUGACUCUGACUACGCUUUGCCUCUCAGGACACUUACCGACAACAUGUUGGUGGGAGUAUCGAAGGGGUUCGAGAAGAGGCUUCAGUUAGUCGGUGUUGGUUAUCGUGGAACAGUUGAAGGAAACGACUUGGUUUUAAGUCUGGGGUUUUCUCAUCCAGUCAGGAUGAAAAUUCCGGAUAACUUGAAGGUGAAGGUCGAAGAGAACACCAGAAUCAUAAUCAGUGGGUAUGACAAGUGUGACAUCGGCCUGUUUGCUGCUUCGAUUAGGCGAUGGAGGCCCCCCGAGCCGUACAAAGGCAAGGGUGUGAGGUAUGCGAAUGAGGUUGUGAGAUUGAAGGAAGGAAAAGCAGGGAAGAAGAAGUAAAUGAUUGUUUUCAUCGUUUGUUUUUGGUGUUUUUGUACUUGUUUUGUGUUAGUGUUUCACCAACAGUAUGAUUGAGAACAUUGCGAGUGUGAUCUGCCUAAUUGAGCUUACUCUUGCUCUACUGAUACAUGGGAUCGAAUCUCAAUAGCCAGCGUGGUGAUGUAUACAUAAUUCUUUUGGAUUUCAUAAAGGAGCACAAAAAACUGUUAGCAACCCAGGCAGCACUAUUCUCUUGCAUAGCUCCUCCUGAAAUACCCGUUGUUUCCAGAAAAACCAAACCAGAUUAACAAAUGCCUCUAGCUAUAGCAGUCGCGGCACAGUGUUUGUUCAUAUUCCAUGUAGAUGGGGACUAUUAGACGAGCUUCUACUUCCUAGCUUUGCCUGUUACCUUCUGUUUGUUAGCAGACACACUCAUAGUCAUAGCUUCCUAAUGACCUUAUACUUUCUCUAUGACAUUUGUCAAAUCCAGGCCCUUCUGAGUUCUGAUUAACAAAAAAGAUUUGUGAAGAAAUCAGGGCUGAGGCCCAACAAAUAGAGGGGUUUUCCUUGGAUUUUUGUUGUCCUUGUGUGCUACUUAUCGCCUGAAGGUAUGCUGUCGAUUCUCAUUCCUUUCUCUCUUUGUUUAAGCUCUUGCAAUCCAACAAAACUAAAGGGGCUUGGCAGCUGUUUUCCUACACUGAUUGCGGUAGACCUAGUGCUUGCUAGAUCUAUUGAGAAUGAGUUUGAAGACACAGAUCUGGUGCAAUGCUGUUAAAGUGAGGCUCCUACUUGAUUUGGACAAAGUGUCGUCGUUGUUGGUUGCAAUGGUAAGAUUGAUGCAUAAGCUUCCAAUGGUGCUAUUAUUGUUAUCUCUCAUUUUCUAGAUUCGCAUGUCACAAGAUUCGUUGGUGUCAAGGUUCUGUUUGGUUUUUUUAAUUAAUGCUGAAUUGUCAACUGAGUAACUUGUAUAAGCUUCCAAUGGUGUAGUAACGUGGUUAAAAUGAAGCAACUAGUAUGAUCCCUGAAAGCAACGGAUGAACUUUGGUUAAAAUCGUGUUACAGGGGUGACAUGUUGCUUCCUAUUACUGCGCUCAGCUGCUACUCAAGCUGGUUGCUCAGUAAACCUUAUCUAUGUUUGCCGCUUCUCAAACUUGGUUGCUUCUGGUAGUUGUUCUGAUUUUGUCGUGCACUCCUAGCAGUCAUGGGUCUCUUUGUAUGCAGUUUAAUACGAGAGGUUCUAUGAGCAACCUAAUCUGCCUAACUCAUCAAAUGUUUUUCAGUAUUCCAGAAGGUACACACUAGUCACGAUACAUAUAACUAAUCACGGUACAUAAUUAGUCACAUAGCUAGAUGUCAUAAAUACUGUAACUAGCGAUUAAUAUCUAGUCACGGGAAACAAUUAGUCACGAUACAUAUAACUAAUCACGGUACAUAAUUAGUCACAAAGCUUUAUAUUACGGUAAUUUUUCCGCGACUAAAAUUAUUAGUCACGGGAAACAUGCUGUUAAACACGGUAUGUCCCGUGAUUAAAGAACCCUUUUCUUGUAGUGAGUGUCUCAAUGAUUUAUUAUUUAUAAAUACAUGUUGUAAUUUGUA